This is a messenger RNA of Lathyrus sativus (Indian pea), 588 nucleotides long. Lineage: Eukaryota; Viridiplantae; Streptophyta; Magnoliopsida; Fabales; Fabaceae. The record is from the annotation of a GenBank genome assembly.
AUGGGGAACUCUUAUCUGUGGAGUGAAGCUCAUAAACUGUCAAAUCUUCUCUCAGUAAAUAGCAAAGUAGGAAAUUUUAAAUCUUUCAUCUGCUAUCCAUCUCGUCCAAGCAUUCAUCCAUUUCGGUGCUGUUUAUCAGUUAAAAGUAUCAGCUUGACUUCUUCUGGCUGGCUGAAAAAUAAUCACUCUGUUAAUGACGCAAAGAAGAACUAUAUCCAUCACUUGAUCCUUAGUGCUCCAUUAGUAAUUAACAACUUUCUUCCUAAGGAAAUUUUAUUGAUUAGUGAGAGUGGUGGGCUAAAUCAUACUGUGAGAGUUUCAGAGGUGGAAACUUCUAUUUAUCAUAUUGAUCAUUCUCAUGAUCUAGGACUAGAGAUCUGCAUUGAUGGAUUUAAAUGUUGUUAUUUUAAGUUUCCUCGUUUAGAAACUUUAUGCACAAUGGCCAAGCUCGGUGCAACCAAGUUUUCAAUAUCUGAAACACUGAUAUUCGAACCAAAUAAUUCAAAUGGACAUAUUUCUGUUACGGUGGAAAAGGUGAUGGAUGCAUAUUCAGAAUUUUGGAGGGAUCUUGGCCGUAAAGUGCUUUGA